GGUCGACUACUUGCCGGAUUUCCUACUUGCCGCGCCGCAAAGAGCGGCAAAUAGGAAUUUCCGCUGCGUCCUCCGCGUUGGACCGCUCAUACACGAGGCCGCGUUGGACCGCUCAUACACGAGACACGCCCGCACCACGGCGGCGGAGGCGGCGGCGGAAUGGCGCCCCCGGCGAUCAGGCAGCCGACGUACAGGAUCCUCUGCAAGGCCGGUGAGGAAAGCUUCAGCCUCGCCGCCAGGGACGGCAAGGUCUGCCUCGUCCGCACCGAUCGCGACGACGACACGCAGCACUGGAUCAAGGACAUGAAGUACAGCAUAAGGGUGAAGGAUGAGGAAGGCUACUCUGCCAUGGCACUCGUCAACAAGGCCAGCGGAGAGGCGCUCAAGCACUCCCUCGGCCAAUCUCACCCUGUUCUUCUGACCAGGUACAAUCCAAACACCCUGGAUGAAUCGGUCCUCUGGACCGAGAGCAGGGACGUCGGAGAAGGCUACCGCUGCAUCAGGAUGGUGAACAACAUCUACUUGAACUUUGAUGCACUCCAUGGUGACAAGGACCAUGGCGGUGUGCGCGAUGGAACCACCCUCAUUCUGUGGGAGUGGACUGAGGGCGACAACCAGCGCUGGAAGAUCGUUGCCUGGUGAACGAUGCAUAUGCUACAGUUUGUUGGGCGCCCUCUUAAUAAUAAGCAAGUACUGAAUGUUUCUUGAAUAAAAAGGAUGGCGCCGACGUGAGCCGUGUUUCUGUUUUGUUUGAGCAGUUAUAUAAUUAAUGAACAUGUAAUGAUGGAUUUAUUGUCGUAGAUUAUGUGUGAUGGAUGCGUGAACAAACCAGUGUUUGUUAUUAUGCAUGUAUAUACAUGCCGUGUGACAUGUUUGUGAACUAUAAUAGAAUUGGUUUAUCCAAUCAUAUUGUUGUAACGGAGAUCUAUCUAUAUAUCUUAGUUUUUGGCAGUUAUUCAA
Molecule: messenger RNA, 960 nt
Organism: Triticum dicoccoides
Lineage: Eukaryota; Viridiplantae; Streptophyta; Magnoliopsida; Poales; Poaceae
Product: ricin B-like lectin R40C1
Exons: 4
Coding region: 160-642 (160 amino acids)
Source: RefSeq, a predicted model, not a curated record